UCCUUCAUUACUUAUAAUUGGCCUAGUCGAUUCUAGUACUAACGAUUAGGAAAUUUCCCUUCUUGCAACUCUCAAAUCAACGAAUUUCUUCUAUCUUUAUUUCCAUCUGCUCAAAUAGUUUUUGUGCAACAAAUAAGUAAAUCUUGAUCUAGAUUCUAAUAUGCGUGGAAGGGGACGUCGUUCUGGGCGAGGCGGAGCAAAUCAACAAAGAAGAGGUAAUUCUCAGCCUGAUGCUGAAGUUGAAGCCACAAACCAGACAGAACCUGAUGAAAUUGAGCCUAAAAGUGAAAUUUCUGAACCAAAUGAUGAGCAGAUGAAAAUUGAAAUUGUCGAUUCAACUUCACCGAAAAAGGAGGUUUUCAAAAACAUGCUAGAACAGACAUCAGAUUUGAUUGCUGUUUUAGCUAACAAUGUCUCUGAUCUUCAGUCAGAUGAAAAAGUAGAAACUGAGAUGGAACAAAACACCGAGGCUGAUGAACCAAAGGAUGAGACCGCCGGUGGAAGCUGGUGUACUUUGAAGAUGGAAUAUUCUGGUGCUGAGCAAAAUGAAAGUCAGAAGGAAAUGGAGAAGUUUGUCACCUCCAGGCAUCCUUGUAUGAUGCUCAAUGAAAAGGAGAAACAAGCAAUAAGCUAUGAGCUUGAGUCAGAAACUGGAAUGCCACAGAACAGAGAGUACAUUAUGUUCUGUGAGAUCCGUGGCCAGAAGUUUUGUGGCCAGGGGAAGAGCAAGAAGCUGGCCAGGGCCAAAGCUGCAGAAACUGCUCUCAGGGAGCUGUACAACAUCAUCUAUGACCCAGAAGCCCCCGAUGUUGGUGUCAAGAAGAAAGCAACAAAACGCAAGGCACCACUACCUGUAGAAGAACCAACUGACCAGCAGGCGCCAUCUGAGCCAAGGCCAGAAGGGGAGGAGGAGGACAUGCUGGGUAAAAGGGGGGCCGCGGGGGAACUGCGCCCCAAGAAGAAACGGCGCCUGGCCGGCCCACCUGAGCCAAAGAACGCCCUGAUGCACUUAAAUGAGCUGCGCCCAGGCACGCAGUUCAAGUUUGUGUCUCAGACCGGCCCGGUCCACGCCCCCAUCUUCGUCAUGUCUGUUGAGGUCAACAACCAGACCUUCGAGGGCCGCGGCAACUCCAAGAAACUGGCCAAGCUUCACGCAGCCGAGCUGGCGCUGAAGUCGUUCGUCCAGUUUCCCGAUGCCUCUGAAGCCCACCAAGCCCUGGGGCGCGGGUUCCUGCCGUCCACGGCUGACUUCACCACUGACAGUGACCUGACUGGCUCGGAACUUCUCUUUAACGACUUUGAGAACAAAGAUGAAAACAGUGCCAAUCUUGAUGAUGUCACUGCAGCCAAUGGUGAUAGUGCAGCUAUAAAUAGAGCUCAGGCUCUAAACAUCCAGAAAAAACUUCAAGCCAUUCCAGAACAGCAGUCCAACAAAAACCCUGUCAUGGUGCUCAAUGAGAUCCACAGGGGUGUCAAGUUUGAAUUUGUCUCUGAAAUAGGGGAGAGAAAUUUUAGGAUAUUCAACAUGAAAGUCACUGUUGGUAGCAGGGACUUUCUAGGCUCAGGACGCAGCAAGAAACUAGCCAAGUAUAAUGCUGCCCUCAAUGCCCUGAAAGUCUUGCAUGGCAUCAACCACUUUGAGAGGAGGGAUAUGACUGCAGUGAAUGAAGAGUCCAUCCAGGGCGACCCCCAGGUGCUGGCCGACCACGUGGCCCAGAUGGUGUUCAACAAGUUUGGGGAGCUCACCGACAACUUCUCUUCCUCGUUUGCCAGGCGGAAAGUUCUAGCUGGCAUCGUCAUGACGUCAGGCAAGGACGGUGACCCCGGACAGGUCAUCUGUGUCGGCACUGGAACCAAGUGCAUCAACGGGGAGUACCUGAGUGAGAAGGGGUCAGGGGUCAAUGACUGCCACGCUGAGGUCGUGUGUCGGCGCCUGUUGAUGAGGUACCUCUACUCCCAGCUCAUGCUUCACUUGGACCCGUCCACAGCGGGGGAGUCCAUUCUAGAGCUGCGGCCUGAGGGGGGGUACAAUCUGAAGGAUGGGAUCAAGUUCCACCUGUACAUCAGUACAGCCCCCUGCGGGGAUGCCAGGAUAUUUUCACCCCACGAGAAGAAACUGGCCGGACAGAAAGAACCGGAACAACAGCCUGAGGGCGCUGAAGCCUCUGGGGAUAAUGGCAACACCAGCAGCGGUCCUGAGGCAAUGGAGACAGACAAGCACCCCAACAGGCGAGCCCGGGGGCUGCUGCGGACAAAGAUAGAGUCAGGGGAGGGAACCAUUCCGGUCAAGGUCUCCGGCACCAUACAGACCUGGGAUGGGGUGCUGCAGGGGGAGCGACUCCUGACCAUGUCGUGUAGUGACAAGAUCACCAAGUGGAACGUCCUUGGUGUGCAAGGUUCCCUACUCAGCCACUUCAUCACCCCUGUCUACCUGAGCAGCAUCAUCGUGGGCAGUUGGUACCACAGCGAGCACAUGGUGAGGGGCGUGUACGGCCGGGUCAGCCACAUGACCCCGCCCUCCCCCCUGUACAGACUAAAUAAACCUUUCCUGAGCGGCAUCUCCAGCCCUGAGUGCCGGCAGCCGGGGAAAACUCCAAACUUCUCUGUCAACUGGUUUGUGGGUGAGAGCUCUAUGGAGGUGGUCAACCCCACCACUGGCAAGACGGACAAGGGCGGAAUCUCCAGGCUCUGCAAACAGGCCAUGUUCAAGAACUUCCUCACCUUGUAUGGCAACGUCAGUUCUCUGUCCAGCCAGGGCGUUGUGGAGAGACCAAGACUGUACUCCGAGGCCAAAGCAGCGGUCAUGGACUAUCAGCUGACCAAACAAACCUUGAUCCAGGCCUUCCAGCAAGCCAACCUGGGGCUGUGGGUCAAGAAACCCCACGAGCACGAUGAGUUCCCUCUGGCAGAGUUCUAGAGCACAGACAAAUAGAUGGCACAUCUUUAGGGCUUUUAUACAAGUUGACCCUUUCAAACAUAGGGCUUUUAUACAAGUUGACCCUUUCAAACAUAGGGCUUUUAUACAAGUUGACCCUUUCAACCCUGGGGCUUUUAUACAAGUUGACCCUUUCAACCCUGGAGCAAUGGAUGUCAAGCAGCCUUUAUAUAUAACUUAAUAUAAAAAAUUACCCCUUAAGCUCUGUGACAUCUUAGGUAAUGUAGCUUUGAAGGUGAAUAUAAUGUAAUUAAUAAUUGAAGGUAAACAGGCUCAAGUGAUGGCUUAAUGCGCGCCUGAGUGUACAAAGGACUAACACUAAUGUCUGAUGCCAAUGGGACAAUUAACAAGAGAACUUAGUGUGUUCAUUCCGGUGUGCAAAUGCCCUAAAAUGAAUAGUCCUGUCCUUGUGUUUAUCUCGUUUAUUGUGCAGCUAUUAUGUAACAAGUUUAUUUGUCCCUGUAUAUUUUUUACCUUCAUUUGAUCUGUUACCGUUAUGGCAGUUAUUGUCAGUUUUUAAGGUACAAGACUGGGAGUUUUGUUUUAUGGAAUUUUAGCUUCUUCCGAAUUUUUUUUGGUCUUGUUAAAAAUCUUAAACAUUUUUAUUAUAUGGUUUUUACUAUUUUAUUUGUUGCUAAAAAAUAAUAUAUGUAUUAGAACUUAUGGAUCAUUGCCCAUAUUUUGUGUAGUGUGAAAACGUUACAGUGGAUAAAACAACUGUACAGUUUUAAUGGACACUUAACAUGUAUAUUUUUAUAUAAAACAUUCAGAAACAUGAAUUUUCUCUUUUAAGUUACGUGUAUUUUUUUAAUACUUCCAGUAUUGGAGGCUUUUAUUGUUUAACAUUUUAAGAGUGUUAACUAGAUGUCUAACACAAGUCCUCAUAUAUAACUACAUACAGAAAGUAUGAAUUUCUCAUUUUAAUUAUGUUCUAAGAAUGAAUUAGGACAAAUGGUAAAAUAAUCUUUAAAUUAGCAUUUCAUAUUUGACUUUGUAAAAUUCAGUGCAAGCCUAUGAAAUGCCUUCAGAUUCAAUAAAUGCUGUUGAAAUUUAA
Molecule: messenger RNA, 3989 nt
Organism: Physella acuta
Lineage: Eukaryota; Metazoa; Mollusca; Gastropoda; Physidae
Product: double-stranded RNA-specific editase 1
Biological process (GO): RNA processing; adenosine to inosine editing
Cellular component (GO): nucleolus; cytoplasm
Molecular function (GO): tRNA-specific adenosine deaminase activity; double-stranded RNA binding; adenosine deaminase activity
Source: RefSeq, a predicted model, not a curated record